AUGGACCCGCUCUCACAAUUGCCAGUCGAGUGCCUAGAACGCGUCCUCUAUAUCCUUGACGGAGACGACUGCCUCCCCGAACUGGCCAGGCUCCUCACUAUGAACAAGCACAUCGCCUCUGCCACGCUCCCCAUUCUCUACAAUGACCCUUACCGGAACGCCUUUCACCAAAACGAGCAGGGAAAGAGUGGCCAAGCCAAGCCUGGAUCCUACGGAAAGCUCACUCGGACGCUCCUCAGCCGUCUUCCUGUCGGUUCCAUCCCCAAGUCACUCCUUCUUGCCCUCAUCCCCGAUCCUAUCAACUAUUUUUCAACGACAACAGCAGCAACUAACUCGUCGCUCGACUACCUCGCCCAUAUCCGCCAUCUCAACAUUCAAACACGAGACUCCUGGGAGCUCAAAAACACUUUCCUGCCAACAGCCCUUCCUCCUCACGUCCUCAAGUACAUCAGGAGCGACGAAUUUGACCAGCUCUACCAGUCGAACCCAUUUGCGCCAGAGUACGCCUGCUCCUUCAUGGACAAGGAUCGGACUAUGCAGGAUUACUAUCAAGUCAUAAUUGUCUUGGAAGCAUAUUGGUGUUUGGCGAACCCCAUCCUCGAGCAGCUUCAAUCGUUCACAAUCCCCUACAUCCGCAACAUCGAACGGUAUCACAAGGUCGUUGGUCGCUUCAAGAAUUUGGAGAGGCUUGUCUUUGCCAUUUCGGAGACGUUUGAGGAUCCCUUCGGCGAGAUUGAUGACAGUAUUGACGACAGUAUUGAUGACGACUUCCACAUUGAUACCUGGGAUUGGAGAUCCAGCAAGCAACGCAGAGAUAAGGCGAUCCAGGACCAGACGCAGUUUGUCAGCGAGCAUGUGCGACUCCUCAAGGGCCGUCUCAAGUUCUUCGGCUGUCUAGAAGGCAAUGUGUGGCAAAUGCCAACGUACCUCGGAUGGCCCAACUGGCUACAUUUCUCGGCUCACCCCCUGUCGACUGAUCUUGCGCACGUCCAAAAUCUCACUAGUCAUGGACUGCCAGAGUCAUGGGACGACCUCGUCUGCAGCAACCAGUCGAUUCUCCAGCGGUGCCGGGCCUUGAAGCAUCUGGAAAUGUACAAACCGCGUGCUGGGAUGUUUAAGUGGGCGGUUCAGGAGAAGAGUUACAUGGAGAAGGCUGUUCGUGAUACAGCAACUUACAACAGCUAUGGGGGACGCAGAUCACUAGCACAGGACGAUACUUUGCAGACGGCGCAAUGGAACCAUGGCCUUGUCCCGCUUCAACAUGUCACUGUUAGUCUAUCACAUGAAUCGAGCACCGGCGACAUUGACGACAUUGUUCACGCCUUCGACCAGACUCUGGAAGUGCUUGAUGUCACGCUCACAUCCUUGGACUCCAUGGUACCCUGCCUCGGACAAGGAUGGGUCGACCUUCCGGUCUUGACUACUCUGCACGUGGUUACGUACUGGGCGGAACGACUGGUGGUAGACUCGCAACUGCUCACCCAUUGCCCCAACCUAAUUGACCUUCGACUGGAAGACGCUUCUCAAGAGUACUCGUGUCAGGACAUCGUCCCCUAUCUUCCUGCCCAGCUGCGCCGACUCGGUCAUCUGCACUUGAGCGGCUGGCCCGCUCUAACGUUCGAUCCGGCGACCCUUACCUCGACACCAAGUCUCACGAACCUGUCGAUUAAGAUCCAGUAUGAUUACAGUGAGAUCGAUUUCAAACCAUUUAUUCCAUCAGUGGAGGAGCUCAACCAAUCCUAUGGCAUCCAGACAGGACCAGUUGCAUCAACUAGCGAUUCAAGACCCAGGAUCUUUCGCCCACGUUGGACUUGGGAUUGGCAACUACCACUCCUCACAAUGAUCAGUCUGAGCGCCGAAUUUGCGUACUCAUUCGAGUUCAAGAUACUUCAUGGAUGCCCAGCAUUGGAAAGUUUGUAUUUGGAUAUCCGAUCGAAGACCCCAGGAGAACACGUCAGAUUCAUCUCCGAUACGGACCUGUCCGUGCCAACAAGCAACAGUUCCAGUCCUACUUCGCCCUCCUCACCUGCUACAGAGCGCCUUUGUUUGCCAUCUCUCAACCAGUUGGGACUGAGCGGAGAGUGGGUGAUCGACCGCAGUAUCGUUCCGCUGAUGUUUGCCAAGACAUUCCCAGUUGUCAAAAUUUUCUACCUGGAGGGGUGGACUCAUACUACGCUCGACAGAAUGUUCAAGCUGUUUAGGACGAUGCCGACAACAUACGACGAGUCUGUGUCCCUGUACAUCUCGAACCCUUCACUCUCCUAUCAAGAUUUUGCCAGAUACGAACUUGUUGAGUAUUAUGGCGCAGAGGAGGACGAGGGCGACACGUUGGCUGUGAGAAUCAUCGAUAACGACGCUCACUACCGUCUUUUGAAGAAGGUGUCUUAA
Molecule: messenger RNA, 2388 nt
Organism: Linnemannia hyalina
Lineage: Eukaryota; Fungi; Mortierellomycota; Mortierellomycetes; Mortierellales; Mortierellaceae
Source: the annotation of a GenBank genome assembly